CACGAUGGCCGCGAACAGUGAUGUACUCCUGGGCUUGGUGGAAGAAUUCGUCUCGGGACAACAGGACAGCAAGGCCGCUGAUACUGCAACAGGUGUGAAGACUGGGCAGUUUACAAUAUUAGAGUUGGUUGAAGCAUUGGGGCUGAGCCUGACAAGCUCUCAGCCCCAAACAAGAGGCCGGGGGGUCCAGCUGCUCUCCCAGGUCCUUCAGGAGUGCUACGACAACCUCACGGAGAGGGAAGUGGAGGUCCUGAUUGCCUUUUAUGAAAACAGACUGAAGGACCAUUAUGUCAUCACACCGCAUGUCUUACAGGGGAUCAAAGCCCUGACCAAAUGCAAGGCCUUUCCUCCAGGGUUGUCUGUCUCCAUUCUGAGGUCCCUCUUCCAAGAUGUCCACGUGCAGUCUCUGAUGCUGCAGGAGCGGUCAUGUGUCUACAACAUCCUGAUGAACCUGAUGGAGUCCCGAGAGGACGAGUUGAUGGGCUUGGGUGCAGACUUUGUCUUCGGAUUCGUCCAGGCGAUGGACGGAGAACGGGACCCGCGCAACCUCCUCCUGGCCUUCCAGAUCGCCCGGAACAUCCUCCACAGGGGCUACGAGCUGGGUAAAUUCACGGAGGAGCUGUUUGAGGUCACAUCCUGCUAUUUCCCUAUAGACUUCACUCCACCACCGAAUGACCCCCACGGGAUCACCCAAGAGGAGCUGAUCCUGUCGCUGCGGGCCGUGCUGACAGGGACGCCCCGGUUCGCAGAGUUCCUGCUGCCGCUUAUCAUCGAGAAGGUGGACUCUGAUGUGCAGAGCGCCAAGCUGGACUCCCUGCAGACGCUGGCGGCCUGCGCCUCCGUGUACAGACACAAAGACCUGACUGAGUUCCUGCCGGGGCUGUGGUCCUCGCUCCGCAGAGAGGUCUUCCAGACGGCCAGUGAGAAGGUAGAGGCGGCCAGCCUGGCGGCCCUGAGCGCCCUCACCGCCUGCCUGUCCCGCUCCGUGCAGCACUCGGAUGCAGAUGACGCUCUGCAGGGCUUCCUGGACCUGGUGCUCAGAGACUGCCAGCACCACCUCUGCGAGCCGGACCUGAAGCUGGUCUGGCCCAGCGCCAAGCUCCUGCAGGCGGCGGCCGGUGCCUCCCACAGGGCCAGUUACAAGAUCGCAGCGGCCGUCGUGCCCCUGCUGCUGGAGCAGUACAACAGCCGCACGCAGUGUGCUCAGCGGCGCACCCUGCUGGAGGUGGUGCAGGGCUUCGUCCAGCCGGUGCAGAGCAGCUUGCCUUCAGACAGCGAUGACAGUGUGCUCUCAGGCUUCCGGGAGCCCCUGUGCAGCCUGGUCUUCUCCGCUCUCUCCGAGUCCAGCUCAGGUCUGCAGGUCACUGCCACCUGCGUCCUCACCGCGCUGGGCCAGCAGCCAGGCCUGCUGUCAGCGCCGGACGUCGAGCUGGCCGCUGAUCACCUGACCCGGCUGAUCGUGGAGGAGGACGAGCCUCAAGUCAGUUCUGCAGUGAUAGACUGUGCAGGCUCUCUGGCCCGGGUGCAGCCUGCAGCCUUUGCCUCCAAGAUGGUCCCGAAGCUGAAGGACCACAUCUUCUCAGAGCCCAUGGUGCUAGGCGAUGGCCACACCCCUACACAGACGCACUCCCAGCAGGCCUUGCGACAGAGGUGUGUGAUGGCGCUGGCGGUGGUGUCGUCCCAUCCCAGCCUGGUGCAGGAAACUGCCCCCAUCCUGCUGCAGAUCCUCUCCUCAGCUCAUACAGGUAGCGGCUCCUUCACGGUGGAGGAGGUGGUGUCAGUGUGUCGCAGCCUGCAGCGGGUAGCGGCGCACGCUCAGGACACGGCCGAGACCGGACGCUUCUUCCACGACAUCAUCAUCCCGCGCCUCCUCGGGUUGGCCCUGCAGGCAGCUGUACAGGGUGAGGAGCAGGGCGGACAGCGGAGCCCCCUGACGGAGGAGGCGGUGCUUUUCGCCUUGGUCCCUGUGCUGAGCACGGCGUGCAGCCAUCUGCAGUCAGAGCUGGCUGCCCUCACAGCGUCCCGGGCAGUGUCCCUCUUCCUCGACGGUGAUGUGUCCUUCCUACCCGAAAACGAUUUCCAGACCCCCAUUCAGCUGUUGAAGAAGCAGUCAGAGGCCUGGAGACAGUCGCAGCUGGUGUGUCUGCUCAUGGCCUGCGUGUGCUCGAUGCCGAGGAGUGUGGAGAUUCCCCAGAUUGACAGGCUCUUUGGUGAAUUGGAGGAGCUGAGUUGCACCUGCGCCCACCCCUUUUCCUACACCUCAGCGGCAAAGUGCUUUGCAGGGCUGGUGAACAAAAGGCUGAGUGGAGAGGCGCUGGACUCUGUGCUGGAGAGGACAAUGAAGAGGAUCGGCUCUGAGCUGGACUGUGUCUCAUCUUCGUACCGAAUGCAGGCCUUCACACUGCUGCUCUGGGUGGCCAAGGCCCUCCUUAUCAGAUACCAUCCCCUCUCCACCGAUCUGACUGACAAGCUCUUCUCCCUGCUAACUGACCCUGAGUUGGGCGGCGCGGCGGCUGACGGCUUCUCCCUCAUCAUGAGCGACUCGGCAGACGUGCUGAACCGGGCCUGCCACGCCGACCUGCGCAUCAUGUACCGGCAGAGGUUCUUCACCGAGAACUCGGCCAAGCUCGUCCAGGGCUUCAACUCGGCCGAGAAAGAGAGGAAGUCGGGGUAUUUGAAGGCGCUGUCGCACAUCGUCAACCACCUGCCGAGACAGGUGCAGCUCACAGAGCUCCCCGCGCUGCUGCCCCUCCUCCUGGAGGCUCUGUCCUGCUCGGAUCAAGGGGUGCAGCUGUCCACCCUGUCGUGCCUGCACCCCGUUCUCCUGGACCCCCCGCCGGCCCUCACCCCGCAGGUGGACGGCCUCGUGCACCGCCUGCUGGCCCUGACCACCAGCCCCGGCAUGAAAGUGCGAACUGCAGCCCUGCGCUGUCUCCACGCCCUCUGCCGGCUGCCAGAACACACGGUCCUUCCAUUCCGUGCGAGGGUGCUACGUGCCCUGGCCAAACCCCUGGACGACAAGAAGAGGCUGGUGAGGAAGGAGGCGGUCCUGGCGCGGGGAGAGUGGUUCCUGCUAGGGAGCCCAGGAAGGUGAGCUUCCUUCCCCCCACCUCCCCCACCCACCC
Molecule: messenger RNA, 3125 nt
Organism: Megalops cyprinoides (Indo-Pacific tarpon)
Lineage: Eukaryota; Metazoa; Chordata; Actinopteri; Elopiformes; Megalopidae
Gene: mms19
Product: MMS19 homolog, cytosolic iron-sulfur assembly component
Exons: 31
Coding region: 5-3094 (1029 amino acids)
Biological process (GO): iron-sulfur cluster assembly
Cellular component (GO): cytosolic [4Fe-4S] assembly targeting complex; MMXD complex
Source: RefSeq, a predicted model, not a curated record